Acanthaster planci (crown-of-thorns starfish) is the source of this 5623-nucleotide messenger RNA. RefSeq names its product potassium voltage-gated channel protein Shaw-like. Gene Ontology annotation, cellular component: voltage-gated potassium channel complex; postsynaptic membrane; presynaptic membrane. Gene Ontology annotation, biological process: action potential; protein homooligomerization; potassium ion transmembrane transport. The record is from RefSeq and is a predicted model, not a curated record. NCBI's taxonomy places the organism in Eukaryota, Metazoa, Echinodermata, Asteroidea, Valvatida, Acanthasteridae. Gene Ontology annotation, molecular function: protein binding; delayed rectifier potassium channel activity.
CCAACGACUCAGAGCAGUAGUCGAGUCCUGCAAUUACUUUGGUAUAAUUUUUAUUCUACGUAUUCGUACUAACGCGCUGUUGUGUCAUUACUGAUGCGACAAUUGUGAAUGUUUUGGUCGUAAUACAAACAGUGACAUGGGCUGCAUCGGACAAAGUUCUUGAAAGUACGAGUGGUAGAAGCGAAUGAUAUGGCGGGAAUUGAUCGUGUUGGGUCAUGUUGCUAUCGCAACACCGAGUCAGCAGACAAGAUGUAGGGGUUUCCUCCUCCUAUCAACCUACAUUCAUACCAAGUCGGUGAAGAAGAUCAUUCCGUGGUCACCCUAUCUUUGUGCUUGGAUAAACUACGCCGGGAAUGUCAAAUACCUGAACCACACUUUCUGGAUAGUGUUCCUUGGACUUUUUUUUGUCAAUAGACGCUGCGUUAAAUCUUGUCACUGGAUCUUCCAUUAUCCCGAACAAAAAGGUCGCAUGGUUUGGAUACGAUGUUGACAAUGGUGUGUUAAAUGAAGAUUCCACCUGGGGACUGUUGUAGCAUAUUGGUGGUGUGUUGGUGUUUUAAACAAGGGCCAUGCUACCGCGGAUGAGUGUGUCGACGGAUCGGAACAAGGGGGACAUGGAUACCGAUGCGGAAGGGGAGGGAAACGAGCGGUUGGCCAGCGCCCAACUCCAGUCCCUCCGGUCUAGUGCACCCGCCGGCCAGGACAACAAAGUCCGGAUUAACGUCGGGGGUGUAAGACACGAGACAUACAAGUCCACCCUCAAGAACAUCCCGGACACCAGGCUGGCCUGGUUGGCUCAGUCGGCGGCCACCAACAGCACCGAUUACGACCCGGUGACCGGGGAAUUCUUUUUCGACCGGCAUCCGCGGAUGUUCGACGCCGUCCUCAACUACUAUCGUAUCGGCAAGCUGCACGCCCCAAGAGAUGUCUGCGGCCCGGCCUUUGAGGAGGAGCUCCAGUUCUGGGGGAUCGACGAGAAGCAGAUCGAGGCUUGUUGCUGGUCCUACCACACCGAACACCGAGACGCCCAGGAGACGCUGGCCAAGCUGAACGGACCCAACUUUGAGAAGAGCGACAGCGAGGAGGAAGAAGACGUAGCCCGAAUCUUCGGCAUCGAGGAGGAGUACCAGACGGAGAAGAAGAGCUGGUAUCGAAGGUACCAGCCACGGAUCUGGGCGGUACUAGACGAACCCUACUCGUCACGGGCGGCUAAGGUAUUUGCCUUCAUGUCACUUCUUUUUGUAGUCCUUUCUAUCACGACGUUCUGCUUGGAGACCAUGGAAAACUUUCGAACAACGACCAACGGCACCAACAGUGUGGAUGACAUAGUAGAGACUCACAUAUCGUUGUUUUAUAUUGAGGCCGUAUGCGUCACGUUCUUCACUGUAGAACUUGUGGUUCGGUUCGCUUUCUGCCCGAACAAGCUUCGGUUCUUCAUUACAGUGGAGAACAUCAUCGAUAUUAUGGCAGUCAUUCCGUUCUACGUAGACCUGGGUGAACGCAUCAAUGGGCAGCAGACUGUGCAAGUGGUGAACGACUUUUUGAGUUUUCUGCGGAUCGUACGGAUCUUCAGGAUCUUCAAGCUGGCUCGUCACUUGAGCGGACUGAAGAUCCUGGUGCACACAGUCCGCGCCAGCGCAAAGGAGCUCCUUCUGAUGAUCGUGUUUGUGACGUUGGUCACCCUGGUAUCGGCAAGUCUGAUCUACUACGCGGAGAAAUGGACAAUUUCUGAGGGUGACGAAGAGAAGAACGACUUCACGGACAUCCCUAUAGGGUUCUGGUGGACGGUGGUCACUAUUACCACAGUGGGCUACGGGGAUGUUGUACCCCGCUCCUGGUUGGGUAGGAUCAUCGGGGCAUGCACGGCCAUCAUUGGUGUACUUACCCUUGCCUUACCCAUUCCUGUCAUCGUCAACAACUUCUCGCUAUAUUACACGCACGCACAGGCCAGUCAGAAGCUUCCCAAGAAGCGAAAGCGAGCCCUGGUGGGCGCAGCAGACGUCUUGAAGACGCACGGGAAUCACAUGGCGUCAUCAAGCAUUAGUGGUUACUCCACUCAGUCUACUAACGAGUGUGACACCAACAGCUUACGGAGUGAGGAUAGCUGUCUCCGGACUGUUUCUGGACUGGUAACAGCAAACGGCAGCGUGAAAAUGCCUUCAUCAGCAAUCGGUGAGAAGACUCAGAUAUCCGUUUACUUCACCGAUGAGGUCAGCGACAGCCCCUCUAGGGCAAGAUCACCACUAUCUCCGUCUCACGGGGCUGCUGGGAAGCUAUCCCCAUCUCAGCAGCGGAGGAUAGGCAAGAGGUCUAGCAUCAUGCCGUCUGGACACGCGGGAGUUGGAAGAAGGGAAAGCUUUGCACCUAACGGUAUAGCCAAUCGGCAAAACGGUCGUUCUAGAUCUUUGGCAGCUGGUCCUCUAAGGCCACCUCCCCGGCGGAGAUCUCUCCUGCCAUCCAUGACCGAAGUUGACAUGUGAUAUCACCAGACUCACGGCAAAACACCAUUAACUGUAGUUGCUUUUAAACCCAACUAAUUAACUUCUAACUUGGCGAUCUCAAAACCUUCCAAGACACAUCAGUUCACCUUUAGCUGUGCUAUCUUCUCAAUCCUACCAGCUACUCCUGCAAACUAUCUAUGCCCGCAUGGGAUUUCGAGAGAAAAACCAAACAAAUACGUACCUUAAACUUGUGAGCGAAAGAGGGAUAACAUGCAAUGUUUCACCUUUUGCCAUCUGUGUGUUCUCGCUCAGGACCGACGAUGGCAGCAAUUUAAAAAUCGUCCUUAAAACGGUAUUUUUGAUUGAGUCAUUGCGUGAGACUAACUUUAAGAAAGCUUUGCUUUAAACAGAUAGAUCACCGCAAGUAGGCUCGUGUUGGUCUAAGUUAUGCGGGAAAUUUUCAUCGAUAAAUUGUCAACUGAUGGCGCUUCAAUUGAAACAGUCUCUUAACCGUGGAUGUGGGGCACCGUCAAUUGCUACCAAAUGAAAAAAAAAUGACGGUAUGAUAUGCGAGGUACCCUUGCAAAGUAAAUACUAAGUGGUGUGAAAAAGUGUAACAUUAGAACUCCUCUCUCUUUGCUAGAAUUCUCGUAAUCUUUCGGUGGAAAGUAGUUAUCAUUUCACAGUUUCACUGCUGUAAAUCAGACAUAUCCGUGUAAAGUUAGGUAUUUAGUUCACCUAUGUAGUUGAUGUUUGUGUGCAUUUAAGAAUACAACGUCUGAAGAGACACAUUUACAUGUAGAAAGAUUAGAUGCUUAAGUUCACAGCGUAGUCAUGAAACAUCAUGAAACUUGGCUUAAAAAUGAACCUGUUUCAAAGCUGUAGCUUGUCCCUCUGCUCUUUUCCAACGUACGCACAUGAUACUCUCCAAACGCUGCAGGUGAUUUAGAUAGAUAAAGUGCCACAUUUGUUGCCGUCUACGCGAAUAUGUAAAAACACAUCUUGUACAUAGUGUUGUAUUUCUAAAACCCAUGAACAUAAGUGAUGAAAAGCUUCUGAAGCUUCUUUGUCAAUUUGUAAAAAAAAAUGAGGAAAUAGCAGUUGCACAUAUUUAACUAUUUUUCUACUCUGUACUACUAAACGCAACCCAGCCUUAGCUAUUUAAUACUUCUCACAAAGUGAUGCAUGGUCUGGCUUCUGAUUGGUUGAUGGAAGCACAGGUAACGCCCUGACAUAUAAAAACGGACUGACUAACCGACUGAAAUGACCCAAAACGAGACUGUUAGAACUUCUUUGAAAUAAUAAAGCAAAAUAGGGCGGCUGAAUUGUAAGUGGAUAAGAGCAGAUGCAAAAUCAAAAAAUAAAUCUUCCCAGGCUAGGACACUGGCUCACGCUAUAAGCUCACUGUUUUCAUCAUUUGCUGUCAUCUUAGAGUAAAACGAAGUGUAAGGGUUUGGUUUCUGCCUUGUCAAACCAAGUGAGUGUCCGAGAAUUCGGCCUACCAGUGCAAUACCUAACACAAAACAGGCGCACAAUCGUUUCGAAGAUAUUCUUUAUCUUAAGCACAUAUCGAUACGUAACAAUCGAUUAAGAAAUAACAAAUUGGGAGUAAUAUUACAGAAGUGCAAACAUCCAUUCCCCUUUCAUUGGAAACAAAAAUUAUUUCUUGGAAUAUUUCCGGGAAAGGUGUGACUUAGACUUGGCACAUCAAAGAAUAGAUCAAAAUUUCUAAAGAGAAUAGAUAACACCUGUAUAAUAUAAAGCUUAAAUGUCCAUUGAUACGAUUGCCAUAUGUAAAAAGCAUAUCUUAAGAACAAUGUUGAGUUUACAUAUUGAUACCAAAUUGACUUAGUUUUGCAACACAAGUAAAGCGCGUCUUAACACUGAAGAUAAAAUUUCCCCAAUGUUAAAAAAAAUUCUGAAUUAAUAUAUUUGGUAGAUUUUUUUAAUAGCUCCUGUCUUUCAGCCUACCCAAAUUAUUAAUGAAUGAAUGCUCAGAAAUAGUAUAUGGCUUCCUCAUAAUCUCUUAUGAUAUGUAAGAGUUAUAUUUGAAGGUAAGAAGCAGUAAUUUGAUACAUGUUUUGGUGGCCUCGCCUUUCAACGUGUAGGUAUUUGAUAAUCCCCGUAAAGUUUAAAUAUAAAACGAACUGUGCCAAAGUUUUGAAAAUUGAAAUUAAAAAAGGUACUGCAAAUUUAAAGAUUUAACUCUUUGCCGAUCACGCCCCUAUUUUUAAAUGUUUGGAUCGAUGUAUUUCACACCAAACAAAUUACAAUGGCCUUAACACAUAUGAUUAUUUGAAAACAAAGUACAUCUAGGUAUAUUGUGAAAUAAAAAGUGCAUACUAAUAACAUUCAAGCGAUCAACAUACUUUUCAUAGGUAGUGAUCCUCUGCGAUAACCAGAUAAACAUUAGGCCACAGCAGAAUAAUUAUUGUUAAUGUCACUUAGAAUGAAUAGCAUCUGAGUGUCUUGUAGCGUUGGAUUCUACUGCAUAACGUGCCUUGGCUUUGUGUAGUAAUGGAGUUCACUGACAUUGAAAAAAAAAAGAAUUGACAUUUUUGCCUGACAAAUAAAAUGUGCAGCAGAGAAUUUGAAACCUCCAACCUCACACCAGUUGUCUUAUGUACCUGUCACCCGAUGGCCACAAUGGGCCCCCAGCUGGACCAAGAGAGGGCGCUGUUUUCUUAGCAGUGGAGCCUCCUUGGGUGGGAACUGAGCUUCGCUGAGUCAUGAACGACUAGGAAAUGCACGCACCAUAGGCGUAUCGCUACCAAAAAAGUGAACCCUCUGGACCAAGAUGGGUCUUUUCAACAGAAAAGUAAGACUUCUGCUUGCGACGUAUUGUAGGCUAAGACCGACAUUCUAACUUCUAAAAAAGCCGGAUUGUGAGUAUUCAGCCUUAUGAAAACGAAAGCAUUUUAGAGUCAACGGUGUGUUUCUCCUUAAAUUGCUCAUCUGGGUUUUUGACAAUCUUGUUUACAUUAAGUAAGAUGCUAAAAUGUCUUCGUAAAAAAUGUGAAUUCAGAAGAUAGGAAAGAUAGGACAGUGCAUCGCCGUUUGUCAAAUAGCGCUCUGAAGGGUACAGAGAUUGUAAAAGGGUUGACUGGUUACAGGGUAUGUAUUGGUAUUUCCCGAAGAUUAGUCAAGUUAAUUAAUAAUCCUCAUUUUACAGAAACGUGUUU